AUGCUUAAACAUCAGAUUUAUUCGAAGGAAGACGUUGAAGUAGAUAAACAAUAUCCAUGUACAGUAGAGUUACAUGACAAUCAUAAUCAUAGAGUAGAUGUUGCAGAUGCUCUUAGGGAAAGGCCUUUGGGUCCUGAUGCCAAACAAGAACUUUUACAUUUAUUUGAGAAAGUUCAUUCAGCUGGUUCUGCUUACCACACUUUUUAUGCAACAAAUAUGGAAUUAUAUGGAAAUAAAUAUAAUGAGAAAAAUUUUUAUCGCUUCUAUUUUCCUACAAAAUCAGAUGUCAGAAACUUAUGGCAAAAGACGUUAAAGCAGCAGUAUGGUGAACGAACUGAGUUUAUCAUGCUAAAAAAACUUCAAGAAAUUUUAUCAUCAAAAAAUGGAACCUUAUUUAAAAUAGUGCAGGUAGGAGAUCAGUAUGCAGCUUCCAUUUCUACACCAUUAAUGCAGAGCGCUCAAAAGCUUCCACAAGUAUUGGAAAUAUUAUUUGUACAUGCUACAGGAAAUUGUGACUUACAAGACCACAAGGUUUAUUCUUUGUAA
This is a messenger RNA of Psylliodes chrysocephalus, 546 nucleotides long. NCBI's taxonomy places the organism in Eukaryota, Metazoa, Arthropoda, Insecta, Coleoptera, Chrysomelidae. The record is from the annotation of a GenBank genome assembly.